GUCCUACGUGCGAUCGCGAGCGAUCCGCUCGUCCUAUAGAAGCCCCGUGUGUUAAUGUUAUGAAUGCAAAGUCUGUGAACUGUGGCAUACCCAGUUCUGCAUUAGAAAAACAGUGGAUUGUCGUAUGCUGGGCAAACACUGGGGAAAUUUCACUAGAUACCUCAUUUCUCAGGCUUGGAAACAUUCUGUAUUUUUGAUGUGGUAAAUGGCAUACAAUGCUUGAGCAGGAGCCAUUUGUCCCUCCACCGGAGGCUCCAGUCUUUGAGCCGACGGAGGAGGAAUUCGCCGAUCCACUCGGCUACAUCGCAAAGAUUCGACCCAUUGCGGAGAAGAGUGGCAUUUGUAAAAUCAGGCCUCCUUCGGAUUGGCAGCCCCCAUUUGCUGUUGAUGUUGACAUGUUCAAGUUUACACCAAGAAUCCAGAGGUUGAAUGAACUUGAGGCCAAGACUCGCAUCAAGCUGAACUUCCUUGAUCAGAUUGCAAAGUACUGGGAGCUUCAGGGUUGCCGCUUGAGAAUUCCCAAUUGUUAUGGCAAGUCGUUGGAUCUGUUCAACUUGUUCAGGGUUGUACAUGAAGAAGGUGGAUUUGAGACAUGCGUCAGAGAACGAAAAUGGAGCAAAGUUGCUGGAACAAUGGGCUUUGCCUCCAAGGCAGUUGGCUCUCAGUUGAUGAAGCACUAUGAGCGAAUACUGUGGCCGUAUGAUAUCUUCCAGGCAGGAGCCACUCUGGACACCCCUGUGAUACUUCCUGAGGGUGACUCUAAGGAUAAAGACUAUGUGCCUCAUGGUAUUGUCUCCCGUCAGGCAGUCAAACCAUCUGGUGGAGGGUGCUACAGUAGAAGAGUCAAACGCCAAGCUCCAGAAGAUCCUCUGAACAUAGACUUCAGCAAUAACCCGGAACUGAAGAAACUUCAGCUGUACGGUCCUGGUCCAAAGUUCCAAGGGUUGGGUCUUGUGGCAGGUGGUGAAAAGAAACCAGAAGGCACAGUCAAAGAAGAAGAAGCCACCACGAAGCCAGAAAACACUAAGGAAUCGGAUUCCAAACACAGGCGAUCUUCACCUAGAAAACAUGAAGAGAAGCCAGCAGGAACAAGCAUGACCAUGAGAGACCGCUCCAAUGUACUCAGUGCAAGCUUUAUUGAGAACUACAUGUGUCGUGGUUGUGGGCGUGGUGAUGCUGAGGAAUGCCUUCUGCUGUGUGAUGGAUGUGAUGACAGCUUCCAUACCUUCUGUCUUAUUCCUCCUCUCUUUGAGGUGCCAAAGGGAGAUUGGCGAUGUCCUAAAUGCCUUGUCCAGGAAUGUAACAAGCCAACUGAAUGCUUUGGCUUUGAGACUGCUUACAAGCAGUACACCCUGCAGUCCUUUGGAGAGAUGGCUGACCAAUUCAAAAGAGAUUACUUCUCCAUGCCAGUCCACAUGGUGCCUCCAGAGACCAUUGAGAAGGAAUUCUGGCGUCUGGUGACGGCCAUCGAUGAAGAUGUCAAAGUGGCCUAUGGUGCUGACAUCCACUCCCUGGAUCUUGGUAGUGCCUUCCCUAAUAAGAAGAGCAAGGUCGUUGGGGAAGAGGACAUGGAAUAUGUGAACUCUGGUUGGAAUCUGAACAACCUGCCAGUUCUUGACGGAUCCGUCCUGUCUCACAUCAAUGCCGAUAUCUCUGGGAUGAAGGUCCCCUGGAUGUAUGUCGGCAUGUGCUUUGCAUCCUUCUGCUGGCAUAAUGAGGACCAUUGGAGUUAUUCCAUCAACUACAUGCACUGGGGUGAGCCUAAGACAUGGUACGGGGUGCCCGGUAAAUCAGCAGAUCACUUUGAGCAGGUCAUGAAGGAACAGGCCCCUGAACUCUUUGAAGCACAGCCAGAUCUCCUCCAGCAACUUGUCACCAUCCUAUCCCCUACCAUCCUCAUGAAAAACAAUGUGCCGCUGGUAAGAACCAACCAGUGUGCAGGGGAGUUUGUGGUCACAUUCCCACGGGCCUACCACGCUGGCUUCAACCAGGGCUACAACUUUGCUGAAGCAGUCAACUUCUGCCCGACUGACUGGCUUCCUAACGGUCGUUCAUGCAUCGAGCAUUACCGCAAGCUGCGCCGAUUCUGCGUCUUCUCCCAUGAGGAGCUGGUCUGUAAGAUGGCUGCUGAUCCGGAUAGUCUGGACUUGAACCUAGCAGCCGCUGUCCACAAAGAGAUGCUAGUCAUGGUGGAACAGGAGAAGAGAUUACGCAAGAAGCUACUAGAAAGAGGCACUACUGAGGCAGAACGGGAGGCCUUUGAAUUGCUACCAGAUGAUGAGCGACAAUGUGAUCAUUGUAAGACCACAUGUUUCCUGUCUGCUGUGACCUGCCCAUGUACACCCAAUAAGCUGGUGUGUAUCCAUCACACGGAGAACCUCUGCCUGUGUCAUCCUUCCAAGCACUGCCUCAGAUAUCGCUAUACUUUGGAUGAAUUACCUGCUAUGCUGCAUCGACUCAAAGUCCGAGCGGAGUCUUUUGACAACUGGGCCAACAAGGUGAAAAAUGCCCUGAAUGCAUCCCAAGACAACAAACUAGAUGUGACACAGCUAAAACAGAUGAUCGUUGAGGCAGAUGAGAAGCAUUUCCCUGACAAUGAGCUCCUUCAGCAGCUGGUGUCAGCUGUCACAGAAGCAGAGCGUUGCGCUACCAUUGCCACACAGCUUGUCAGCAAGAAACACAGGACCAGACAAAGACAGCAUGGUGAUUCUAAGUAUGUGACACGGUUGACUCUGGAGGAACUGAAGGACUUCAUGGAGCAAGUCCAAGGCCUACCCUGUGAGAUCAGAGAGGUGGAACUUGUACAGGACCUGCUUGCCAAAGUGGGAAGCUUCCAGACAGAGGCACAGGAUGCACUGUGCGAUACCAUCCCAGACUCAGACAAGCUGAAACGGCUGAUUGAAGUGGGUAAAGGCAUCGAUAUAGAGCUCCCAGAAAUACCCAAACUCAAACAGGAGUUGUCCCAGGCUCGUUGGCUGGAUGAAGUCCGUGCUACCCUUCAGAUCCCCAACAGUGUGACCCUUGACACCCUACGUAAGCUGAUUGACUCUGGUGUAAGCCUGGUGCCUCAUCCUGCUGUAGAGAAGGCCAUGGCAGAACUACAAGAGCUGCUGACAGUCAGCGAGAGAUGGGAAGAAAAGGCCAAGAUAUGCCUACAGACAAAACCUUGUCGUGCUAUGGCUACUCUGGAGACUAUCGUCAAUGAAGCAAGGAACAUCCCCGCCUUCUUACCUUACACUGCAUUACUCAGUGAAGCCCUCAAGAAAGCCAAAGAAUGGACCAGGAAAAUUGAAGAAAUACAGAAUGGAGAGCACUUUCCCUACCUGGACCUUCUGGAGAGUAUGGUGAUGAGUGGCCGUCCCGUUCCUGUUCGCUUAGAGCAACUGCCCCAGGUAGAGUCCCAGGUCUCCGCAGCCAGGGCAUGGAGAGAGAGAACAGCUAGGACAUUCCUCAAGAAGAACUCACCAUACUCACUGGUUGAGGUGCUGUCACCAAGGCGGGAUAUCGGUAUCUAUCAGUCCACUAAGGCACGCAGAAAGAAACAAAAAGAUCUGGAGAGACUCCGAGAGAUGGAAAAGGAGUAUGCAGUGGAAGUCAACACAGAUGAGAUCAGGGACCCAGCAGCAUUUGUGGCUGGCUACAAAGACAACGAGGCCCGAGAGAUUGAAUUGAUGCGUUUGUUGCGAGACAAGAACCGUCGCAAACAGCAGAUGGAGGAGGAAGGUACUGAGCAAGGCAAGUACUGCAUUUGCCGUAAGGGUGUCGGUGGCUUCAUGCUGCAGUGUGAGUUAUGCAAGGACUGGUUCCACAAUACUUGCGUACCUCUUCCCAAACCCAACGCCAACAAGAGUAAGUUCCUGACUCCAGUUGUCAGUGGAGCCAGCUCGUCUAUACAGCAGCCUCAAGCACGUGACAUGAAGUUCUUGUGCCCGAUGUGUUUGAGAUCACGCCGACCCCGUCUGGAGACCAUCCUUUCCUUAUUGGUGUCACUUCAGAAGCUGCCAGUACGACUACCUGAAGGAGAAGCCUUACAGUGUCUGACAGAACGUGGUAUGAGCUGGCAAGACCGUGCCCGCCAGGCACUGGCAACAGAGGAGUUAGCAUCAGCAUUAGCCAAACUGUCUGCACUGAGUCAGCGCAUGGUAGAGCAAGCUGCCAAAGAGAAAACAGAGCAGAUUAUGUCAUCAGAGGUCAAGAGGGCUGCUGGUAAUCCUGAGCAGCAGGAAUACAGGCAAAGCAUCUCACAGAGUCCAGCGAAUAGGGAGUUAUCCACUGAUGUCCAUGCUGCAUCUAUUCUCCAUGGUAUGUCACCUGUUCCUACCCAUCCUCAACCUGAUGCUCAUCCCCAAGCAGAGAACGAUACACCUUUCCCUGAUGAAAACAACACCACACCAUUGGCUAUGGACACCGAAGCUCGUCAGCCCCCACACAUGAUUGGACUUGAGAAAACCAUUCAAGACUCGUCUGCUGAGCAAGAAGAUACCUACCCUCCACCCGACGUCUCCGAUUCUGACUUAUCUCCAACUGAUCAGCUCCCAGACACUGAACACGCCUACAGUGCCGUUACCAGCUCUGAGCAUGCAUACAGUGCUGCCCCUAAGGCAAAGCAGGAGCCAGUACAGCAACGUAAGCACUCUCGAAAGUCUGCAGUCAUUCCGAGACCUGUGGAAUCUCCUGUACUGGAACUGUCACCGAUGGUUAAGGCUCAGCUAGAAGAUCUAAUGAUGGAGGGGGACCUGCUGGAGGUAUCACUUGAUGAGACGCAGCACAUCUGGCGCAUCUUACAGGCUUGCCAACCAGUACGAGAGGAACGCUUCAUGGAACUCUUUGUACAGCAACUCAAAGAGGAAUCCAUCACUGAGAAAAUUCUGAUGCGGCCCAAGAUCAUAGACAAGGAGAAAAAGAAGCUGAAGCGCAAACGAGAGAACGAAGGAAUGAGCGAGGAUACCGAGACCUUCCGAGCAGCCAUGAUGGAAGAGGCUCACAAGCUGGAGAAGAGAAUGAAGAAGAGGAAGAAACAGGAGAAGGAUGGACGCGGCAUCAAGAAGGAGCAGCUAGGCCUGGCUGAUAAGAUUAAGAAGGAAGGCAAAGAGAACAAGAUGAAGGAAGAAAACAAGAAAAUGAAGAAGAAAAAAGCAGUCAAAGAUGAGAAGGAGAAGGGUAAGAAGCUGGAGACUGAGCCGUUUGUCAAUGUAGACGGUGAUGAGGAUGAUGAGCAAUGCUCAGCCAAACACUGUCUACAACCCACCGGUGAUGACAUCAGUUGGGUCCAGUGUGACAAGUGUGAAAAAUGGUACCAUCUACUAUGCAUUGGUAUGACGCAAGAGCCAGCUGAUGAUGAAGAGUUCAUCUGUCGCCCUUGUAUCAAGAGACAGCGUCAGUCUGUGGCAGCCAAGGCACGCCAUGCAGCUCAGAGGGCUGCUGAAGCUAGGAGAAGCAGCGGUUCCACUACGCCAACACCACCCUCCAAACCACUAGACAUCAAGAUCAAGAUGGAACCAAACUGUCUAGAAGAUACCACGGGGACACCAAUGGAAGAAACUGUUCCUGAUAUUAAACCAAUAAUUGCGGACAUGUGUGAUUCGUCCACGGAGAAAACUGAGACACAAUCACUCAAAGAUUCUAGCUCAUCAGAGACCCCAAUGUCUUGUACAGACCAAAAGUCAGGAGGUGAGCCAGUCACAGAGACAUCUGAAGACACCAAAUCAGUGGUGGCCCAAGUAGAUACCCCCAGUGACAUGGACAAACAAGUCUCCCAGAAAGUAAUGACAAGUGAAGAGACUGGAGAUACAGUGGCGAUGGAUACUACAGAGGAGAUCAUCUCAGUUGUCUCUACUCCUGUGGCUAACUCUCCCAUUGCAGCAGCUGCCAGUGAAGAACCCAUGGAAAUCCAAUUUCCAGACACCAAGAAAUCAGAUAGUGUGGAUAGUGUGGUCGCUGAAGAAAUUCCAUUGGAACUUAACACUGGAACUUCACCGGAAAAGCCAUUGACAACUUCACAUCCAGCAUUAUCUUCUGAAUCCAGUGUUGACACAUCAGUGGAAACUCCCAUGCCACCCAGCCAAGAGGCUCCAAGUGAUAGUCAAUCACCACUGACAUCUACCCCUCCAACAGCUCCUGCUGAGCCUAGUACAACCGCAGAUGAGCCCAGUGUCACCCAUCAAGAACCCACUCCACAAACGCAUUCUGAUGCAGCACAACCCUGUGACACCCAGCAUGAUUCAACAUCCACCCAGGUACAAGCAGAGUCCUCCUCAACCCAAGAGACUCUAACAGAAACUUUUGAAAGUAACAUGACUGAGUCAUCUUGAUGGGAAGCUAGAGUAAACGUGUUAGAAUGCUCCUCUAAUUAGUAAUUGGUAUACCAGACACUUUGCUUGUAAUCAAAACGCCUUUGAUUGGCUACCAGUUUGUUUUGUAGAAUACAUGCCAUUAAUUACCCUACCAAUUAACGUUAUAAUGAACAUUGUUAUGGUUGUUGGAUUCAGUGGUGUUAUACAUAUUGAAGGUCCGUUCCAUGACGAAUACUCACUAAAGAGAGCACUGGAGUUUGUAGAAGUAUAAAGUUUGACACAUCGAGUUUUACUGUCGCAUCAUGAAAGACACUUAUUUUGUUAUAUCAGUUUCAUAAACGAAUGGAGAUGUAAUUGAAAAAUUCAUCAAAGAUUUGUCACAUGUCUGGGAUCUGCUGUUGACUUCAAAUGAAGAGUGUGUUUGUGUGUACAGUAAGUACUAUGAGCUAUUAGUGUAAAAAUUGUACUCUAAUGGAAGAAACGUGUAAUUAACAAAAGGGGUAAAGUGCGCUUGUGUUAAUAUUUAAAAAGCAGCCAAACGAUUUAUAGCUGUUCAUAUUAGUGUAAAGCUUAGCACACUAAGACCUGUUACGCUGUAGCACGUAAAAAAAAAAAAAAAAAAAUUCAACAUGAUCUUGCAAAAAGCUUGUUUGAUUAACACUUUUUUUGACCAAGUGAUGAUGGGCAUUAGUCGGUUGAUUUUUCUAAUUUCUUGUGCAAAGUUGCUCUUCAUCCGAUUGAACAAGGAAUAAUAGUUCUAAUUCUAAAUUAUUAUUUUUAGAGUUUUCAGAAAUUAUUUUUUCAGUUGACAUUAGACACAAUGAUCAGCUACAUUAUUUUGAAUCGACACCAUUAGGUGGCCUUUAUGGAGAUUCAUACAGAUUUCACAGGUCAUGUAUUGUUUUAUUCAUUUUUUUGUUUUUACUUGACACCUCCACCUGUAAGUAAUGAUGUUCUGAAAAGAUGGUUGUUAAAGUGAUAAAUUGCCCUUGAGUUUUGUAGUAACAGAAGUCAAACAUUACAUGUGACUUCUGUUUAGUGCUUGGAAAAAAAAAGACCACAGUUGUCAGUAAAGUGUAGUGCAAUUGUGUUUUUGUUUAAACGAAAGUGCAUUUUGACAAAUCAACAACAAUAGUAACAAUCGGCACUUUAUCUUCUCAGUAUGGUUUGAAAGUAAUGCAUGAUUUGGAUAUAGUCAUAUCCAUUUAUCCAAGUAGUGUGCCAAAAAUAUAUUUUUUUUUCCAGUUGAUCAGUUGUUUUUUAACCAUACAUUUCUAUUCCUUGUUGUCUUAAUUUGCGUUUUUCUGUUUAUUCUUGCAAUACAUAUUUCAUUUUUUCUUGUUUGUUAAUUCUACCUCCUACAGUUGACUGAGAAAGAUGAUUUGAUUUUAUUCCCUUUUACUUUAAAACAUGAUCUACAAGUUAUGCACGUGCACUGCAGAUACGUAAUUUGUUGGCUUUUGCAAGUGGGAUCAAAGAAGUGACUGAAUAAGUUAAGUAGUUGACGUAUACUGUAUGUCACAUACAAUCCAAAAUUUUUGCCUUUUAUUCCCUCAGCUCGCAAACUGUUUUUGAAUGUGUUCUGAACAUGCAAGCUUAAACUCACAGCUGUAGCUAAGGGCUUUUCAUUUUACAAAUUUGACGAAUUAAAGGUCCCUUACCAGAAAAUAUGGAUUCUCAGGGGAGGGAGCUGAAGUUUAAGUUUAAGAAAGAGCUGAAUUGGUAGUAAGACCUAAACACCAAAAUCUCACUCUCCGUGCCUGCAUCAACCCUUGUGGCUUCUCGCUAGCAGAAUACCGUAAUCAAAAAUGGGAGUUUGUUAUGGAAAUAUAUGUAACAGUAAAUAAGUACCAGCAAAUGUAGAAAAUAACUUAAAAGCUCCAGUUCUAUGAUGUAUUUACCCAGGAACCCUGGUACUUCUAUGUUUACAAUAAAUUACAUGCACAUAUCUGAAUACAUGUAUGUACGCACUGGUAUGCCAAUGGGGAAUCCAAUUUCCCUCAAGAAUCCGUUUGAAGUAUGAAUUUGUCAACAGCAUAAAGUGAACAUUUUGCAGGCCCAAAAAUGCCUACUUGUGGUUGUUUGGAACAAGUUCAGAUUUUCUGCAUUUUUUUUUUGCAGAAGCUUACACUUGUCUCACUAAGAAAGUAGCACAGUAUGUAGAUUAUUUCUAGUCGCAUCACUUUGACUAGUUAAUUGGUACCAACACCUACAGCUUUUUGUUUUUGUUUUUUUAAAGAUGCUCUAAAAAAAAAAAAAAGUCUAUAUACAUGAAAAUUCUUCCGUUUUGCAAUAAGUGAAGAGAUUUUUCAUAUUGGUCUCUAAAAAUUCUUCGGGUUAAGUCUAUUUCCUGGUCUAUAUCUUUAAAAGUUAACAAUAUUAACUUGACUACUACUUUUCAAACAGUGGCAUGUGAAUGACUACAAAAUGCAAAAAAAAAACAACUUUAAUUGUUCAGAAUGCAUGGCUCAAUUUACACUUUUAUUUAACAGCUUGCAAUGAACUCAAUUUGUUCCUGGAUUUGUUUGAUUUAUAAAAGUAUGGCAUUUACUUUAUUUGAAAAUAGAGAACAGACUCGGAAGAAGUAGUCAAAAUGAUACUAACUGAUUGGUCAUUUUAUAUUUUUCUCUCAUAUACAUUGUGUUCAAUUGAAUUUCCUGCAUCCAUUUCGGAAAUAUUUUUUUAAAUUUACUUAUUUUCCUUUAUUCAGCAGCUGUCUAUCAUAAACAUGUAGAAAGAACUUAAAAUGAAAAUUUAAAAACCCUUCUUCAGUUACAUCUUUGUUCACGUAACAUAUUUAAAGUACUACUGUGUAAAGUAGAAGUUGAAUAUUCAAUUUGCCACUUUCUGUUUUUGAAUUGAUGUAGUUGUUUCUUUUCCAACCAGUGUAGUAAUGGACUGUAUGCCUGGCAGCCAUCUUACAGGGCAAUGCCUUUGUUUUUGCUGGGAUAGGCAUGUUACUGAAUUAAAAGAAAAAGAAAAAAAGAUGCCCUCUAAAAUGGCCGCCACGCAUAAGGGCCGUUGUUUGCAUUAUUCAUCAGUGAUUAUUAUGUACAUACAUUUUGAAAACACCUAAUUUGAGAUUGUUACAUUCUAAAGUAAGUGAAGGCUUAUACGUCCUUUAUGUUGUAAAUAUAACAUUUACCUUUUUCCCUUUUGACUAGGAUUAUACAGUUAAAACAGUUGGUCUCUUCUUUUUCUCUUAAGAAUUACCAGUUUGAUUUUUGUUUACUUUAAACUUCUGUUCAAUGAUAAAACAUAUUGUUACAUGUAUGUGGAAUACCCCAAAAACAAACUGUUGACACAUCAUUUUGCCUAGUUUUCGAUACUCAUGCAGAGUUGAGUUUGACUCAGAUAUAUGAAAUUAAACAAUAAAUACAACAAACAGUGUAAAUGGUGCAUAUUUGAGGCAUAGGUAGAAAAGUGAGUUGAUCACCAACCACGAUAAUGCGGCCUUAUUGUUAGUACAAAUCCCCAAAAGAUAGUUAACAUAAAUAAGAUGGUGCCCUGUAAAAGACAAAAUCAACCUAAUAUUGAGGUUUUCCUUACUAAUUUAAAUUUAUAUUUAUUUGCCAUUGAAGAAGCCAUCAGAAUAGCUUCCUAUAGUUUCAUGUACACAUGCUACAUUUAUGGUCAAGAGGAACAUCAAAUUGUCAUGGAAACCCUUUUAAGAUGACGGUAGGCCCAGUGUGCUACCCAGACAACUUAACACAUUAUGCAACAAUAACAGAAAUCAUAUUUGCUUUUUUUAAAUCCAAAGUUGCAUUGCAACACUUGACAAUAUCUCGGCGUCAGUGAUAUUUUCACGUUAAGAAACAUGUAUUUUCUCAUUUGCUUACAUUUGGCCAAUUCACCAAGUAGGUUUUUCUGAACAAUGUGUAGUGUAUUAUUUUAUGAACUUCCGAGGUGUAUGGAUGAAAAGACACAAAGUGACUAUUUCUGUUGAUUGUUAAUUCUUUAACUCUGUAUGCUAUUAAUGAGCAAGUGACAUUGUAGAAAUAGAGGGGAAAAACAUUUUGUUUUGUUUAUGUGUAUCUUGCGAAGGAUUAAAUGGUAUCCUAACAGUAACGAUGACUUGGAGAGUGCUGAUUUCAUUAAAACCGCAUUCAGAAGUGCAGUAUGAGGAAUGUG
Messenger RNA from Patiria miniata (bat star), 10424 nucleotides. RefSeq names its product lysine-specific demethylase 5A-like (gene kdm5a). The transcript has 29 exons. The record is from RefSeq and is a predicted model, not a curated record. Lineage: Eukaryota; Metazoa; Echinodermata; Asteroidea; Valvatida; Asterinidae. The coding region runs from base 216 to 6311 and encodes 2031 amino acids. Gene Ontology annotation, biological process: chromatin remodeling. Gene Ontology annotation, cellular component: nucleus. Gene Ontology annotation, molecular function: histone demethylase activity; DNA binding.